Molecule: messenger RNA, 2502 nt
Organism: Closterium sp. Yama58-4
Lineage: Eukaryota; Viridiplantae; Streptophyta; Zygnematophyceae; Desmidiales; Closteriaceae
Source: the annotation of a GenBank genome assembly
AUGGCAAUAAAGAUGGGGACAAAUGAGAUAGGUGAAGCAGUGAAAGCACUGUUUGGGUUGGUGAGGGAGGAGUUAGCAGCAGGAGUGAAGGGGGAGCUGGGCGCACUUUGGGAGGAGGUGGGCAGACAGAACGAGCGAGUGUUGAUGCUCGAGAAGAGGAGCUGGGUCGUGGAGAAUGAGGUGACUGAGCUGAGGCACGCACUGAAUGUAUUGGAAGAGACGAGUGAGACGACUGCUGCUGUAGUGGAGAAGAGGGAGAUAGAGCUAGCAGCAGUGAAGGGGGGGUUGCGUGGAGUGGAGGAAGAGCUGACCUGCGUCAAAGGGGAGUUGACUAAGGUGGAAAGAAAGUCUCUUGAAGUCCAAGAGGAAUUGGCUGGAGUAAAGAGGGAAUUAACGCGGGAGAAGGGGAGUUUAGCUGCAGUAGUGGGGGAAAUGGCUGGAGUCAAAGGGAAGAUGAAUGGGAUGAAGGAAGAGUUGACUGGCCUAAAAGAAGAGUUGACUAGUGUGGAAGAGAAUGCUACAGGGGUCAAAGAGGAGCUGGCUGGAGUAAAAAGGGGACUAUUUAGAGUGGAGGAGGAGUUGAGUGGCGUCAAGGGGGAUAUGAGAGGAGUGAAAGAGGAAUUGAUUGGAGAGAAGGGCGAGCUAGCGGUAGUGAAGGGUGGAUUAGCUGAAAUCCAAGGGGAAACGCUUGAAAUGAAGGUGAAGUUGAGAGGAGUCGAAGAAAAGUGUCUUGGAUUUGAAGCGAAAUUCGCUGGAGUAGUAAGGGAAUUGGGUGAGGAGAAGGGUGAAUUACUGACAGUGAAGGCGGAAUUAGCCGGAGUGAAAGGAGAGAUGUAUAGAAUGCAGGAGGAGUUGACUGUUGUCAAAGCAGAGUUGAAUGAAGUGGCCGACAAGUUCUCUGGAGUCGAGGGGGUAUUGUCUGGGGUAAAGGGGGGACUGACUAGGGCAGAGGAGGAUUUGAAUGGAGUCAAAUGGGAAUUGACAGGAAAGAAGGAAUUGCUACAUGCAAUGGGGGGGGAAAUAGCCAGUGUGAAAGGGGAGAUGCGUGAAAUGAAGGAGGACGUCAAAGGGGAGUUGACUGCAGCAAAGGGGGAGGUGACUGAAGUGAAAGAGGAAUUGACUGGCUUCAAGGGGGGGUUGUAUCAAGUCAAUUGGAAAUUGACGGGAGUGAUGGGGGAUUUGAUUAAAAUAAGGCGGGCAUUGACUGGAGUCAAAGGAGAGGUGACCGGGGCUGUGAAUAAGGUGUCUGGAGUGAAAAUAGAGCUGAUGAAAGUCGACAUAAGGUUGGAUAAGGUAAAGGGUGGGCUGGCGCAAGUGAAGGAAGAAUGUGCUGGAGUCAAAGAGAAAGUUACUGGAUUCAGGAGGGGGUUAACUGAAGUGAAGGAGGAGUUAAUUACAGUCAAAGGGGCGUUGACUGAAGUUGAGGGAAGGUUGACCAGAGUCCAAGGAGAGAUGGCUGGAGUAAAGGGAGGAUUGAACGAAGUGAAGGAAGAUGUGUCUGGAGUGAAUGGGCAGUUGAGUGGAGUGAAUGACGGGUUGGUGGAGCUGAAGAGCCACACGAUGACGGUGAAGUCAUUUGUGAAAGAGGUGAUGGAGCUCAGAGGAGCAAUCGCUGUAGUGCAGGAGAGUGGUGUAGCAGAGGGGUUUGGAAGAAACGGGGCCAUGGGGAGGCAAGGAGAGGGGCCAGCAGCCUCAACCAUGGAGGUUGCGAGACUGAGUAACCGCGUCUGGAAGGUGGUCGCAGCCCUUGUGCGGUGGCAAGGGGGAAGCCAAGACACGUGGGAGAAAAUCCUGUCGGCAUGGAGUGGACCCACAGCGGGAAGAAACACGCUGGAGCUGAAGAAUCUCACCAACCUGUCCAGCGCUGCUCUCCACCACGUGUCCAGAUUGCACGACCUGAAGGAACUCAGCCUGUACGGGUCAUCUGGGUUUGAUGCAGCGGGCUUAAAGCACGUGUUCAAGCUGGCAGGGCUAGUGAAGCUGGACCUCAGCUACUGUGCCACACUGGAUGGGUUAGAAGGCAUUUGUGCACUGAAGGGACUCGAGGACCUCUGCUUGAGUAACACUGGGGUGAAUGACGCUUCUUUGCUGCAUCUGACAGGCCUCUCCUCACUCAGGAUUCUGUGGUUGCAUAACUGUGGCGGUGUCACCUCUGCUGGCAUGGUGUAUGUGGGGAAGCUGACAAGCCUUGAGGAGCUGUACCUUCGAGGCACUGGGGUCAAAGACAAGGGCCUUCAGCAUCUGACCUCCCUCACGAACCUGAAGGUUCUCUCGGCGCCAACAAUGCUCACAGAUGAGGGCAUGGAGCAUGUGAAGCAUCUGUCGGGGUUGAGGAGGGUGGAGUUGCUGGACUGCAAGUUCACCAGGAGGGCGGUUGAGUGCCUCCAGGGCCUGCUAGGCCUGGAGCGCAUUAAGACGAAUGUGGAGAGGCUGCUGGCGUUGAAGAGUGCUGACUUUCCAGGGGUGACAGUGGGCAGUGAGCGUUGGAUCCUAUUUGACUGA